Molecule: messenger RNA, 875 nt
Organism: Purpureocillium takamizusanense
Lineage: Eukaryota; Fungi; Ascomycota; Sordariomycetes; Hypocreales; Ophiocordycipitaceae
Gene: RPS12
Product: 40S ribosomal protein S12
Exons: 3
Coding region: 99-542 (147 amino acids)
Biological process (GO): translation
Cellular component (GO): ribosome; cytosolic small ribosomal subunit
Molecular function (GO): structural constituent of ribosome
Source: RefSeq, a predicted model, not a curated record
CCCUGCUCAAGAAGUGAACCCAUCCCCUCUCUUUUCCCCCCCCUUCAACUCCAAAUAUUACAAUCUUCGAGGAUCGCCCGACAAGAUAAACAUUCAAGAUGUCGGACGUAGAAGAGAACAACGCCCCCGAGGUCGCCGAUGAGGUCGAGGUUUCCGCCGACGCCCCCAAGGGCCAGAUGUCCGUUCUCGAUUCCCUCAAGGGCGUCCUGAAGCUGGCUCUGAUGCACGACGGCCUUGCCCGCGGUCUCCGUGAGGCUUCCAAGGCCCUCGACCGCCGCCAGGCUCACAUGUGUGUCCUGAACGAGAACUGCGAGGAGGAGGCCUACAAGAAGCUGGUCGUCGCUCUCUGCGACGAGCACAAGAUCCCCCUGAUCAAGGUUCAGGACGGCAAGCAGCUCGGCGAGUGGGCCGGUCUCUGCGUCCUCGACCGUGAGGGCAACGCUCGCAAGGUUGUCAACUGCUCUUGCGUCGUUGUCAAGGACUGGGGUGAGGAGUCGCAGGAGCGCUCCAUCCUCCUGAACUACUUCCAGACCUCGCAGUAAACGUGCUGCAUGGACGGCGUUGAAAUGAAGGGUAUAGAGGCGCGGGCUGGCUUUGGGUCCGCCGGAAACGACACUUUGCGGUUGUACUCUAGCCUUUUUCGGCUGGCAUCUGGAUUUGGUAUCUGGCCUCACGGUUGGCCCAUCUUGCAUGAGACGGGAAUCAAAAAAACAAGGGAAAUCACCAAUGUUUUGGCCACUUGUUUCAUGUGACGCAAAGUGUAUUUGGAUGUGAAGUACUACAUGCUGUGUCUGGUGAUGUCACUAUUUGCGUCCCUCAACCUAGCAGAAUGUCAGUUCGCUUAGCUUGCGUUCUCAUCUUCGAAGACACGAACC